UUUCGUUGAUGCACGUUGCGGCGCCCCGACGACGACGGCACGACGCUUCUAUCUUUUGACAAUACUGUUUUGGUUUUUUUUUUGUUCGCUAGCGAGCCGUCCGUUCGGGAGGGUUUUCUUUCGGACGCCGGUCGAGGUUCUUGUCGCGUGCAUUGUGGAUUUUUUUGCCGAUUAUUUUGGUUUUUUUUUGGAUUUGUCGCGGUUUUCGUGAAACUUAUUUAUUUUGUUGUGUGAUUUGUAUAUUGUGAUUUUGCCGGAUUUUGUUGAUUUCAAACAUUUUUACUGAGAAGUGGACGCUGGGAUGACCUGAGGAGUGUUUAUCAUCAGGGACUUUGUAAGGAAUGACCGGUUCUAUAUGUUGUCGACAAUGGCUACCGUUACCUCCGGCAUUAUAUCACCGAAUCCCUAUGGCUUGACCACAGAUCCGAUAAAGAUGUCGUCGGAGAACGUCGAGCAGUACGCGCGUUACCGUCGCGACGACGACCGCGAACCGUCCGAUUCGAACGCGAACAGCAGCGAUUCGGACCAGGACGCGUACGCGGCGUCGUCGCCGAAGGCCGACGAUCUGCCCAAGCGGAACAAGAGGAAGAACUUCAAGCCGCGCUGCUCGAACGUCACCUAUCCGACGAACAACGACGCCUACGACAACGAGGCGGCGCUCAAUCUCAGCGAAUUCGACAACGACAACGUGAACAACAACAACAACAACAACGCCAGGAGGAGGAAGACGGCGUCGACGCGGAAACUCGUCGUCGAUCCGAGGUUCUGUCCGAUGGAUCUGAGCAAAGCGACUUACAGCGAAUCGAACAGCGAUUCGGAAUUCAACGAGAACUAUCCGAAUUCGGACAACGACGACGAGACGAACGAGAACAGCAGCGAGAACGACUCGAAAAUACCUCAGAGCUUCUCCAUACAUAAUCUGUCGAAGCCGCACGUGCCCGAUUUCGGCCAGACGGCCACCAACAUCAGCCAGGAGCAGAUGAUGGAGAUGCGCCAGUACGCCAUGAACACCAUGAGGGAGCUGCUGGGCAUCUACGGCCUCACCUCGGAUGUCUUCGAGAGCAUAUCGAGGCAGCUGCCCAUGGGCGCCUUCAGCACCGGCAAAAUCUUCGAGAAUUUCACGUUGAACACGCCGCCGAAGAAGGACGGCACGCCGCCCUCGCAGCCGCCGACGCCGCCGUCGACGCCGCUGUCGCCGAAAUCGGGCGACGCCAACGCCAAGCUAACGCACAUUCCCUCGUCCUUAAGUCUGACCGCUCAUUCCCAAUCUAGUCAAAAAUUACCUCAAUCCCGCGCGUCGCCGCCGCCGCCGCCGCCUCCGCUCUGCCAAAGCACGCCGCUGGACCUGGGCAGGCGGCCCUACACCAACGGCGUGGCCCAUUCGCAGGAGCCCGUCUACAGCCAGGCCGAGCUGGAGGCUCUCAGGCGAGUGAAACAAGAGACUGGUUGCGGCGAUAGUACGUCUAGUGGGAGGGGUAUUUUUCCUUCGAAUUUUUUUCCAUUUUCUCAUUUAACAAAGACUGAACCAACGAGCCCCCCGCCAUUAGAGAGCAAUCCCCUCAACGCGAUGAUGGCUCAGUCGCUGGCACCGACUCAACCCAGAGAUCCGAUCUCGGCGUCUUCCAAUCUCCUCAUAAGCAAACCAACUAGCCAAUUAGACUAUUCGAAAUACGUUAGGAAAUACGCGUCUUCGCUGGAGUGCGGCAACUCCUACUGCAAGGACUUGAAUUACAGAGAACAUUUCCAUUGCCUCGACUGCAACUCACGGGUAUUCAUUAAAAAAGAGGAAAUGAUCAGGCAUUUCAAGUGGCACAAGAAAAGGGACGAGUCCCUGCAACACGGGUUCAUGCGGUACAGUCCUUUGGACGAUUGCGGCGACAGGUUCGAGAAUUGCACGCACAACAAGAAACAGACGCACUAUCAUUGCAUCAAAGAAGGAUGCGAUAAGGUUUACAUAUCCACUUCUGACGUGCAAAUGCACGCGAAUUACCAUAGAAAGGACUCGGCGAUCAUUCAAGAAGGCUUCCAAAGAUACAGGGCGACGGAGGAAUGCGGGGCUAGCUAUUGCGCCUUCUUCGGCCAAAGGACCACGCAUUUCCAUUGCCGAAGAAGCGGCUGUAGGUUCACAUUCAAAAAUAAAAGCGAUAUGGAAAAACACAAAUCCUACCACAUAAAGGACGAGCAGUUAUCCAGGGACGGUUUCAAAAAAUUCAUGAAAAACGAGAUGUGCCCGUUCGACAACUGCCGCUUCUCCAAAGUGUGCAACCACAUACACUGCAUCCGGCCGCAGUGCAGCUACGUGCUGCACUCCUCCGGGCAGCUGUUCUCGCACAAGCGCAAGCACGAGCGCAAGGACUCCGAGCUGGCGUACAGGAAGUACAAGCUGGCGCAGAGCAUGCUGAAGACGCUGACGGACGGGCCGGGCGCCGUGCCCGCGAACUUCGCCCGGGACUACGAGGCCCAGAUCGACAACCUCAAUUUGUCGUCCAUGUACCAGUCGACCAGCGGCAUGUCGAACAUGUCGAAUCUGUCCAACACGGAGAGCUUGAGCGAGACCAACUCGCCGGUGAGCUACGAGGAAUCCGAAUCGGCCUCGGCUAUGGACUUGAGCGCGAACGAAUCCUUCUUCGCGCACGAAGACAACAUUUCGUAUCACAGCGACGACUUUUGGCGGAAGUACUGCCAGUUCGUGCCUGAAAAUCAGUGUCCCAACGACAAGUGCGAGUACACAUUCGUCGAUCACUUCCACUGCUUCGUGGAUAAUUGCGAGAUGUCGUUCAAUUCGAAGGAGUCGGCUCGCGAGCAUUCUAGGAACCACGAGCAGCAGGAGAUGAUAACUGAGAACUACUUUACCACUGUGACAGUACAAAACGGCGGCUGUGAUGAUUCCUGCGUGUACCGGGACAAGGAGAAGCAUUACCAUUGCAACUGGGAGAACUGUCGGGAGGUUAUUCUGCCCGUGGAUAAACCGUUCAGGAGGUUGGAGCAUUACAAAAUGCACGAAUAUUCCAAGAAGCUGAGCUACACUAAAGAUCCCUUGACGAUGACGCAUCUGUCCAGUUCAAUAGACGGGAUGUUUUGCAGGAAGAGAGGAAGACCUCCGAAAAAUCGCGUCAUUGAAGUUUGGAAUGACUACAACUCUAUGGGUUCCCAAAGCCUCAUGGACAGUCCUCAAGCAAUUUUCACUAGCUUUAAAUUACCUAAACCAUCAGCGACUCCUUCGAGCAGCAAAGAAAUGGAACAGCAAGAUUCCAACGACGAAACAUCGAGCACACACAGUCAAUCGAAUCAAGAUUAUUCGCUACAAGGUUUCGAAAUGUUUAACGAAAAUUCCAAGUGCCCGGACAAUCUUUGUCCGUACUUGGGUUCAUCUCACUUUCAUUGCAUUCAAAACCGCUGCCUCUACGUCACCGACAAGGAAGACACGCUCCUCAUCCACGCUAAAGAUUUCCACGACAACGUGGAAAUACUGGACGGGUUCGAAUUCUACGAUAGGAACGUGGAUUGCAGGCUUUUGGGUUGCACCAGCAACAGAACCAACAGGCAUUUCCAUUGCACCAGGCCGGGAUGCAACUUCUCGUUCGUCCAGUAUUCAACCAUGGCCGUGCACAAGCAGAAGCACGAAGAUGAGGCGAAUUUGAAUAGCUUGCAAAAGCCGGAAAUUAGAGUGAAGAGCGAGGCUCAGUUAACUGAGCAACGAUCAGAGACUACUGAUGGUCAAUUCAAAGCUAUGAAUCUGAGCCAGGCGGCUGAAAAUAAGGUUUCAGUGGUGAAGGCAUCAGGGACUUUCUAUCCUUUAUCUACAUUGCCUACAGAAAUUCAAAAAUCACCAGAAUAUAAAACUAUCGUCUCAGAACCGCCCCAACCUCACGAGUUGCUACCUCAAACAACUGGCAGUAAUACCCUUUACGGUCCCGAAUUGUGCUGCUCCCGACCGUUCUGCAAAUUGAAAAGGAAAUACCACUACCACUGCAACGCCUGCAAUCAAGCUUUCAGCGAAUUGGACCGGCUGGUGACGCACGUGGCGAAGCACAGCUCCGGCGCGUUGAGCAGCCAAAACCAGGAGGAAUCGUCGCCUCAAUCCUUCAGCCCGCCAUCACCUCAAACGCCAAUAUCAAGCGCUGCAACCAAAUCAACAACAGAAAGCAAAAUCAGCGUGGCGCCGCUGCAAUCCCUGCAAAACCCGCCGUUGAAGAAGGACGCGCACGAGCCUUAUUUAACUCCCACGUUCGACGCCUACAACCACUUCAACAACUUCCCGGCCAACCUGCAAUUCGCUUUAAUAUCGCAGCAGCAACAGAUGCAGAACCCGUUCUUGUCGCAGAACAUCUACCAGAACCACCAGCUGAUGUUCCAGCACGCCCAGCUGAUGCAGAGCCCUCUGCUGGCGCCUCAGAACCCCUAUCCCAGCGAAAACAUGACCAGUCCUCUAGUCGCGAUGGCCGCCAACUUGAACAAGAGAGCCUUGAGCCCUCACGAUAUGAAUCCCGAAGCAAAGAAAGCGAGAAUACAAAACUCGAUGAGGAUAUUGAAAGACGAGCCUGUUCCUGAAGGGUACCUAAGAUUUAGGUUUAACGAAGAUUGCCAGUACCAGCAUUGCGGGUAUCGGGAGCACCAGACGCAUUUCCACUGCCAAAGGCAGGAUUGCGGGUACAGUUUCUGCGACAAAACGAGAUUCGUGCAGCAUACAGCCAGGCACGAAAGACUCGACACGCUGAUGGGCGGAGAUUUCCAGCAAUACCGGGCCAACGUGGCUUGCGGUAGGAUGGAUUGUACCUAUACAGCCAAUUUGGGAUCUACGCAGAACAAGGCUUCGCACUUCCACUGCUUGAAGUGCGACUUCGUCUGCACGGACACCAACAAAGUGGUGGCGCACAGGCGGCAGCACCAGAAGCUGGACUCGAUCCAAGCGGCCGGGUUCGAGAAGUUCACGCCGAGCCAGAUCUGCCGGGUGCCGAACUGCCAGCACAGCGGCAAGCAGACGCACUACCAUUGCCUGCAGUGCCAGUACGCGGUGUUGGGGCUGGCGCAGAUGUCGGCGCACAAGUACAGGCACUUGGAGUAGCUCGGCGCCGGAGAGGCCGGUUAGAGUACAAAGAUAAUUGCGUCGAAUUCGAACGUCCGCCCGGUUGGAGAAGACUCUGAAUGGCAGGGUUGGGCGAGUCGAGAAAUUCUGUUUCUGUCUAUUUUUCGAAUUAACUCGAGUCGACUAGGUGAUUUUUUGAAUCCGAUAUAAGCGAGUAGUAGGCAGAAAUGUAUGUGAUGUAAAUAUUAAUGAUGACUAUAUUAGUUUUUUUCUAUGGGAUGAUUUUGAUUUUAAUUAACCUAGCGUUUGUUUUUAUAAAUUUGGACUUUAAUUGUAAACUUAAAUGGAGUCAUUCUAAAAGAUUUUAUCCAAAUUUAAAAAAAAAUAUCGUACCUAUUGUGAGUAUUAAAGUACCUAUUUAUAAAUAAUGUAUAUAGUGUGCAUGUACAAAAACAAUUCUUCAAUUUUUGUAAAUUAUUUGUGUAUAUAGGUAUACUUAAAGAGCAAUUAACUCGGAAAAUGAGACGAAAAUAAAAAACUACUUUCGAAAAAAAUUUCGUCACUAACUGACUGAAUUAACUUAAAGUUGUAAAAAUAGAAAAUCCAAUGAUGUAUUUACUUACAAAAAAAUAGGAACAAUUCAGUUAAUUCGUUCUAAAUGAUUUUUUUAAUUGAAUUUAUAAGUAUUUAUUAAACAAUUUAAUAAAACAAGCAACUUUGUUUUCAAAUUGUAAUUGAAAUUCCUAUUUUUUAUAUAACGAAGAGCUAUUGUAGAAGUCGAUUGUAGAGAAGUCAAUUUGUAUUAGUAGAAAUUUAAUUUUUCAAUAAUUGCCGUGAUAAAUUCCGACAAGUACAAAUUGAAUUAUUAACAUAGAUUAAAAAUCGAACGAUAGUUAUUUUUUAAUUUGUAAUAGGGAACAAAUUAUAACGCGAAAAGACAUUAGUUUUCUAGAUUAGAAAAAAAUUAGCAAUAGAGGCCUUUUCUGAUAGUUAGUGCCUUAGAAAAGACAUAUAAAUUUCGGUGCCUUUUUGGGUACACUUUUGGUAGACAUUUUUUAGAAGUUUUUGAAAGAAAUACGUCAUUCCAUAUAUAUUAUAUACCGAUUGUGCCAUAUUACAGUUAUUUACAAAUUAUAGCAGAUUGACCUAAAAUAAUUUACACCAAAAACAGUUUAGUGUAAAAUAUUUUCGGACGUAUUUAACAGAUUUUCAGAGUUUAGAUUAAAUUUAUAUGUAACUUGUGUCAUAUUCAAUUUUUCCAUUUUUAUUUAUCAUUAUUUUCAGCAACUAUUUAUUUUGCUAUGUUGCAUCUUUUUUUUGUAUAUUUUCCUUAGUGAAUUUUUAUGCCAUAUUUUGCAAUAGUUUGUAGACUCAACAUUUUUUUCUUUUGUAGCUAGUCUGUUUUUUCUUUAUCUUCGCUUUAUUUUAACUAUUUUUAUUACUUUUUAAAAUAUGUAAUUUUUCAAUCAUAAAAAUGAUUUUAAAAAUGACUACAGAGUCGGUUUUUUAUUAUGUAAGCUAAAUUUAUGAAAAUUGUAUGUAUGUUUAUGAUUAUUUUAUUUUACGAGUGUAUUUUAUGUUAAAUCUCUGUGAUUGUAAGAAUUAAAAAAUAUCAGUAUUUAUGUCAGAACUUCUUUCUAUAUCCUUUCAUUUAAUUCUUUGUCAACUAAUCGAGAAGAGUCUAAAGAAGUCAUUUUUGGAGGUAUUGGCAAUAAGGAGUUGAUUUGUAUCGUACUUAAAACCA
This is a messenger RNA of Phyllotreta striolata, 6770 nucleotides long. The record is from the annotation of a GenBank genome assembly. NCBI's taxonomy places the organism in Eukaryota, Metazoa, Arthropoda, Insecta, Coleoptera, Chrysomelidae.